AUGCUCCUUUACGCUUUUGCACUGAUACCCCUCUACGUUCUCGUAGUGGCGCCUCUCUCACAGAUGAUUUUCAAACGUCCAUCUACCCGCAAUGAACCUCUCAAUUUAAACUCCACAUUUAUCGCUAGUGAUGAACCGCUCUAUUGUCCUGAAGAUAGCUAUAAGACGUAUAUCAUUAGUCGAGAACCGCUUAUGAUAUAUAUUGAGGGGUUUCUCAAAGCGAAUGAGAGUAAACAUUUAGUUGAUAUUAGUGAACCGAUUUAUGCGCCUUCUACUAUUUCUCAUGGUCAGGAAACUACAAUUGAUACUUCGGUUCGUCAUUCGGAAGUAGCGUUGCUAGAGAGAGAUGAGGUGGUUAGGUGUAUUGAGCAUAGAGCGAGAGCGUUUCAGGGGUGGAGGGGUGAGAUGGGGAUUGAGAAGUUGAGGACGCAGAGGUACGGGGUUGGAGGACAUUAUGGGAUGCAUUUUGAUUGGAGUGGAGGAAAACGUGGCGUAGACCGAAUAAGUACAUUCAUGGUCUACGUCGAUGUAUCCUCCGAUAUUGAAGGUGGAGGAACAGAAUUUCCUCGUGUAAUAGGACCAAAAGGAGGUAGAUGGGAGGAAUUUCUUGAUACUACCGAAGCAUUAGAUCCAAGAAGUGGAAAAAAUGUAACGGUAGAAGGAGUAACAUUUAAACCGAUCAAAGGAAAUGCAAUCUUCUGGGAGAAUAUUGAUAGAGAUGGGAGAGGUUACGAGGAAACAUGGCAUGCUGGUUUACCGGUAAAGAGAGGAUCGAAAGUGGGUUUAAAUAUUUGGAGUUAUGGGAGGACUUUAAGAUGA
Sclerotinia sclerotiorum 1980 UF-70 is the source of this 819-nucleotide messenger RNA. RefSeq lists its product as hypothetical. Gene Ontology annotation, biological process: peptidyl-proline hydroxylation to 4-hydroxy-L-proline. Bases 1 to 819 code for a protein of 272 amino acids. Gene Ontology annotation, molecular function: L-ascorbic acid binding; procollagen-proline 4-dioxygenase activity; iron ion binding. The record is from RefSeq and is a predicted model, not a curated record. The transcript has 3 exons. Lineage: Eukaryota; Fungi; Ascomycota; Leotiomycetes; Helotiales; Sclerotiniaceae. Gene Ontology annotation, cellular component: endoplasmic reticulum.